Messenger RNA from Pomacea canaliculata, 6577 nucleotides. Its product is annotated as lathosterol oxidase-like. Lineage: Eukaryota; Metazoa; Mollusca; Gastropoda; Architaenioglossa; Ampullariidae. The transcript is spliced from 5 exons. Gene Ontology annotation, molecular function: iron ion binding; oxidoreductase activity. The record is from RefSeq and is a predicted model, not a curated record. The coding region runs from base 255 to 1133 and encodes 292 amino acids.
UUUGCCGUCUGUACUGCAUGAUUGCUACGUGACAGUGUACGUCUCAAUCUUAUAGUGUACUUGUUGUCUCCUGUGUAAUGUGUGAUGACAAAAUUAUUCUGCUCUAUGCAUUCGCUCAACUCGAUCGUUACACCACCAUCCAGGCCUGACGGUGUACCUUGUGCAACUUGAAGGUGGUGCAGCUGUACAUCCUUCUUGCCCUGUCAGCAGACCUUUUAAACUAAGUAGCACUGUAUAGAAAAACAGCAAUAGCAAUGGAUCUGGUCUUGCACACAGUAGACUACUACUUCCUGACUCCCUAUGUGUACAGCAAGGAUUGGCCAGAAGAUGACCCCUGGCGUCAGCUAAUCAGUUUAUUCCUCAUCGCAAGUGUUGGUGGUUAUUUGCUGUAUUUUGCAAUGGCCACCAUUAGUUUCUAUGCUGUCUAUGACCAACGUCUGCUGGAGCAUCCACAGAUUCUCAGAAACCAGAUACGUCGAGAAAUAAUAUGCACAGUAAAGUCAGUUCCUUUAAUGAGUAUUCUGACAGUGGCGGUCUUUUUUGUGGAAGUACGUGGGUACAGCAAGCUAUAUGACAAUGUUGGUGACUCACCUCUAGGCUGGUUUUGGGUAGUUCUGAGCUGUUUCACCUUUGUGGCCUUCACGGAUGCUUUCAUCUAUUGGAUACACCGUGGGCUGCACCAUCGCUCUGUCUACCGCUACCUGCACAAGACACACCACACCUGGAAAGUCCCAACCCCAUUUGCCAGCCAUGCUUUCCACCCAGUGGAUGGUUUUUUACAGUCAUGUCCAUACCACAUCUAUCCAUUUCUUUUUCCCCUUCACAAGGUUACCUACUUGGUCCUAUUUGUGUUUGUCAACUUCUGGACGGUAUCCAUACAUGAUGGGGUCUACAGCGUCCCAAAAUGUUUGCAGCCCUUUAUUAAUGGCAGUGCCCAUCACACAGACCAUCACCUCUUCUACAACUACAACUAUGGACAGUUCUUUACCCUCUGGGACCACAUUGGUGGCUCGUUCUGCAACCCAACUGCUUUUGAAGGAAGAGGGCCUCUCGAUGAAGUUUUAAAUAAGAAAAAAUUAAAGUGUGACUCUGAGAAGCAGGUGACAAAUGGAGACACAAAGAAAGAAAAUUGAUUUUCCCUGCUGGUGCUCAGAUGCAGAACUGUUUACAUUUUCGGAAGAAAUGUUAUGUGAAUAUUAUUUACACUGUAGUUUAUUGCUAUGUCUGUGGGGAAAGUAGUUUUAAUCAUUUUUUUAAAUUAUUUUAUGUGGAGAGGAUUCUUUAGAUGUUUGGUGUUGUGAUAAUAAUGAUUGUUUACUGAUUUUUUAUUAAGGACAGCAUGAUACAAUUAUGAUCUGAGUAAUUAAGCGAAGAAUACAGAUGAUAUUUUCCUAGAUGAAAAAUCUGUUGGGUUUCUGAAUGAAGCAGUAUUUUUUAAAGUGCAUUUCCCCUUUUAAAUGUGAGUCCAGUGCACUGCAGAUGAAUAAUUACAAAUACAUGUAAACCAAAAGUUCAUACAAGAAACAAAAGCAUUGGAAAACAGAUGACACCAUGCCAGAAAUAUGAGCUAAGUGCAUUGAUGAACUCAGGAGUGAGUGAAUAGUACUCCUAAUUAUGCAAGUUAUUGCUUAAAAGAUGGGUUUUGAGACUGGAUUUGAAAGCUUUGAACGUAGACACAGUGGCACAGAGAGAAUGGCAGGACAAUCAGACUGAAAAGACCAGAUUCAAUGGUAAGGCAAGAGUCAUUCAGACUAGUGUGCUGGGCAAGGCCGUGAAGACAAUGGUAGCACAGCAUGACGAUGUUUUCAUCUGCGUGAGUUUGGACUGGCAACCAGUGAAGCUCCCAGAGGAGGGUGUAGCAUGGUCUUCUUUUUGUCUGCAGAAGACAGUGAAACGGGUAUUAUUCUGAGCCCACUGAAAUUUGUCCAGUAGGUGGUUAAAGAGAUCAACAAAGUCUGACUCUGUGUCACAUGAAAAGUCAUUCUUUGUGAACAAUAUGUUAAUGAUAUAGUUCAAUAACCAUAGAGAUCUCAUUUACCCUACAGCUAGGGUACCAACAGGGUAUGUGUGCCUGUUUUGAAAGAUUGCAAGGUAACGGUCCUUUCAGAUAGAAAUUGCAUUAAAUACUUUAAAGAGCAAUAUUUUGGUAAGUUUUUUUUUUAUGCUAGCGUGGUCUGGGGAAUAAAUUUCAAAGUUUGGUGUGCAGCACUUUGGUUUUAAUUCUCCAUUAUGUAAAGAGUAAGAGAAGCCACUUUUGGUUGUAAAUGUUCUUUGUGGCCCUUCACAAAUGUAUGCACCAGCUCUAAAACAUUCCAUCCCAUAUUCCAACUGAAUGAAUUAGAGUUAGUAUGAAUUUAGUUAGUAUAGCAACUAACUUUGCCUUUGCCACCUCAGAAAUUAUCUGCCUUCCCACUUAAAACCAUGCACACUGCAAUGGAAGAAUCCACUGAGGCUUCUCUAAGAACCUGUGAUACCCUUUGCACUCUGUAGGAGCAUUUGGCGACUAGUAGCAAACAGAGUAUGUGCCACGAUUCUGGUAGAGAUCAGUGAUGAUAACUUAUUAGAAAUAGUAUAUGAUGCAAAGAAAAAUCCCCUCUAAUCCAAUAACACAGAUCGAUUAUUAGCCCAAAAAGAAAACAAAAACCCAAGGCAAGGUAAUCAUGAAAAGGAUUGUGUUGAAGUAGAGUGGAGAGGCUUUUCAUUAUCCAAAAAACUUACAAUAUUUAGCUUUGCUACAAUCUUUUGUUAAAUUUUCAGUGUCAUGUUGAAUACGUUCACUGUUAAUAAAACAGUAUUAUCAGGCACGUGCAACAACACAGAUCAGUGUAAUGGCUGCCUUUGCACGCUGCAGAGUUGAUAUGCUGAAUUGAACAUUUUUGUCAUGUGCUUCUUUUGUGCUUUCAAAUGUUUGUACCAUGCAAACAUGAGCGUCACUGGAAUUUCGCUAUGUCCUCGAUGAGCUAGAUGGUUCUUUUCUCCACACCCUCUCCUACAGUUUGAAAUCGUUUGCAAUAGGCCUUGUCUGUGCAUGUGGCAUGCUAUCUCCAGACAACUAAUGGGUGCCAGCUGGUGCUUGUGGUGUGCAGACUGUACCAAGCAGAAAUGUGAGUGCCUGCAGUGUGCGAGGCAGAAAGUUUGCCAUAUGCUUCUGAAGAAGCUUGUCUGAAACUUUCACCAAAAAUUUGUUCUGCAUAGCCAAAGCAUUACUUUAACUUAUUCAGUACCUAUGCCAAAGAAAUAGGAAACUUUUAUGUUCUCCUCUGAACAUAGUGUGAAUAGUAUUGUAUUCUAAUAUUCCGAUUUUCAAAGGUCACUACAGUUGUCAGUCAGCAGGAAUCAAAACCUGUCUACUGAUCAGUUUUAUUGCUGAUUAUUUUCUUAUGUGUUACCUGCUUUUGCACAGUUACUUGAACUUGGUUAAGCCAAGUGAUAUAAACCUGGUGGUCAUCAUGAGCAUAAACGUCAAGUUCAACAGUUGUUUCUUAACAUGUAUAGCUCUUUUGUUAUUGAAAAAUUUUCCAUGAAAAAUAUAGCUUGUGAAGCUGCAUCUUCACAUAUUUACUUGAAGGAAACAUUUUUGAAACAUUCAGAUUAUUGAGAAUAUUGUUUUAAAAGUAGUGUCUUUUAUAAAGUGUGAGUAUUUUGCAUGACACAAAGAUUAUUUUUUAGCUUCUGCUAAAGAUUUUUUCCCUGAACGCUUUCAUUCUCUUCCUGCCUGCUUGCAUGUUUUUUAUAAUAUGUAUUUGUGAUGUGUUAUUGUUUUGUAGAAUUUUAUGCUGAUCAGCAGCUUGAGUUAUCUCAGGGCUUAAACUAUGUUUUUGGUUUUAAAUCAAAAGUAUGAAAGCAUGGAGAAGAAAACAAAUAAAAUAUUGAUUAUGGGAGUAACAUAUGAAUGGUCUCAAACUUCCUUCUAAUGACUGAGAAAUCAAGCCAUUGUCAUCUGCCAUGGAAAAUGUAUCUUUAAUGACAAUAAAGUAACGGCACCUAACAGUUCAUCUGUACAUGUUUGCACUUUGGUUAUUAAGUUCAUAUGAAGUGAAUAAAGUGCAUGUAAUAUAAAUUCACAAAUUCUGUAUGUGUGUUUUUUAAAAAAAGGUCAUUAACUCAAGUGAGCAUUUUUUUAAACAGUACAAAGUACUCUGGAAGAUUUCUGAGCAUGAGUUUCAAAUUUUGGAGGCAUACAUAAAUGUAGUGUUCAUGCACACCUCUGUCGUUGAACUAAGAUGUGGAUGGGACACUUACUGAGAGGUCCCAGGUUGCAACAAAAAUCUUCCUCCUCCUCCCAAACAAACCCCCUAUAAAAUCCCAGCCAAAAAUAUUUUAGUCUGUAGCUAGUACAUAGCUUCCUAAACUACGGACAUAUAUAGGGAUUAUUUUGUGCCUAUACAGUUUGUAUCCUUGAACAUCUUCAUGAGAUUUUGUCAUGGGAUUAUUUAGGAAGGCAUUAAAAGUAACUGGUGUACUGUUUAUUUUUAGCUACAAUCUGAGGCUUGCUAGUUGUGAGUCAUGAGGAGUUGUCAUUAUAGAUAACAUCACUAGAUGUCUUUAUAGCAUACCUGGACUGUCUAAGAAAAAUCAUCGUGGGAUCACACAAGGAAAUCUGUCUCACAAGAAUAGUAACUGUCAUAGCUCAGGUAAUAGUACUAUCUGACUUCAAAGUGUUACUGAUGUUGGUGCUUAUAACCUAGGCAAUGUCCCACUUCACCUUCAGCCAAAUCUGUUGAAAGGUUGGCUGUAUGCAAUUAGUGUAGAACGCUGUGCUAUAGUAUCCCAACCAAAACAUCUUGUCAGCCAGUCUUUUAUGUUUUUGCGACUUGCUUAAAAUUUAUGCUCAUCCUGCUCACAUCAUUCAAUGGUAUGCAUUUGAAUAAACUCUUUUGAGAAAAAUAAACUGUCUCCUUUAUCAAUACCAAUCCACUUCUUACAUAAACUUGACAAGCACUGAUAGAAAUAAUUUUUUUUAACAUUAAUUCCAUGAAAGAAAGCACACAUACAAGUGCAGACAACACACUUAUACCUUUUUUUACAGACUUUUUUUUUUAAGGACACUUUCUUCCAGUCUUUUUCACUGUGGGUGGCACAUACAUUAUUCUCAGUUACCUUAACAGGUGGUUGCUUGCUGGUUGACACCCACCCCUCAACUUCCUUAGGAUUCUUUGUGCUGGGAAAUAGGGUCAGCAAUGAGGUAUGUGAUACAUUAAACUUAGAUCAGUGCCAAAGUGUCGUUUAUCAGAUGUACAGAAGCAUUAUUUCACUAGUUUUCUGUUGUAAGCAGUUGUAAAUGUUAAGUUCCUUGUGAUCGCUCUGCUUGUGCUAUUUUCCCAAUUGGAUGUUGAUCUUAUUUCAAAUAAGGGAUGAAAACACUUUUUAUCUGUUUUAUAGCUUUCCAUAAUGAAAGAUCAUGACCAUUGUUUGUAUAUGUGUGUGAAGUAGGUUUGUGGGGAAACUGAAUAAAUAAAAACAGAAACUGUGUAACAAAACAUUUUAUUUUAUUAGCUAUAAAGUACUAAUAAGCAAAUAAGCUGUAAGAAAAUGUCAUUUUCUGGGGAAAAAAUACAAAACCACAAUAUUCAGGUAAAUGAAAAUAAUGAGCAGUUUUUAAAAAACUGCCAUAACAACCAAUGUGUUUACACAGAUACUACUGAUACUUUAAACAUAUACCUGUUUGUUCAUAAGCUUAAACAAUCUCACAUACAAAAAAAUGUGAUCUUAUGAGUAAUGCUCUUGGAUAAUUAGAAGUGUAGACAUUUGCAAGAUAGCACAAAGUUUAGGAGAAAUGUAUGUGUUUUUUAACCCUCUCUUCUCUUCUGAUUUUAUACAUUGUAUGGUAGAAGUUCAGUUUUUUAAAUCUCAUCUCUUAUUAUAUAUUAUGCUAAGGCAGAGAUCAAUCAUCGUUCUGUUCCUUUACUCUUGGAAAUGUAGUACUAUUUUCUCUCUCGUUCACAAAGUAUUUUUUGAGCAUUUCAACAUCUGACAAAGCAGCUAAACAAAAAUAAAACUGGCUUUGUAUAGUAUUGCACAUACCUUAAAGCCUACAAAAGAAUAGACUUUGGAAAUGUGUUUACAGUUAAAAAAAGAAAAAGAAGAUUGAUAGAUCACAAUGAGUUCAAAUCAUUACAGAGAAACUGUCCACAAUCAGUGCCUAAGUAAAGAUAAAAUAAUAAUAUAAAAGUGUGGAUGCAGUAUAAUGUACCAUACCCUAAUGAAAGCAGUUCACAGGUUUGCUACAUAGAAAUAAUUCUCUUUUAAAGGCUGAGAUUUAUUCCAAUAAAUGAGAUACUGCAACUUGAACCAGACUUUGCCAAGAAAUAAAUAUGAAAAUAAAAGUAGUUCAAUAUUUCAUGAAAUAGUUUUUCUUCAAUGAGGUAUGAAAGAAAGUUAAAAAUUUUUGAAUGUAAAUUUUAGUCUGCAUGAUCACAAUUACUGCUAUUGCAACUUGCUAUGCAUCAGUGGGCUGUUAGCAGGAAAAUAUCACUUGAGAUUUCACAAAAUGCCUUCAGAAUAAAUCAAAAUAGUCUUUACUGAAGAAAAGCAACUUCAAAUCUCUAUAAACAUUGGGAGACAAAACUGAGUAACA